This is a messenger RNA of Candidozyma haemuli, 387 nucleotides long. RefSeq lists its product as uncharacterized. NCBI's taxonomy places the organism in Eukaryota, Fungi, Ascomycota, Pichiomycetes, Serinales, Metschnikowiaceae. The transcript has a single exon. The record is from RefSeq and is a predicted model, not a curated record. The coding region runs from base 1 to 387 and encodes 128 amino acids.
AUGCAAGAUCUUCCACCCAUAGGCGGGUACGAGCCCGUCCAAUGGAAAAGAAACAUUCCAUCAAGAGGUUUCAAGCCCAGUGUAUACUUUUGGAGUAUCACAGGCUUGAUUGCUUUCGGAUUCUAUAGAUUCUACAAAGGAGUGGAUGAACAACGAGAACUUGCAAGAGAGAAGCAAUGGGCAAGGUUUUCACUUGAGCCUUUAUUGCGAGCUGAGGAAGAUAGACAUCUUGCGAGAAGGUACUUUGCGGAACUUCAAAGGCGUGAAGAAAUUGCGUCAACUAUGUCAUCGGCUGACAAAGCCAAGUUCGAGGAGAAACUUUACAAUGAUGACUCCAAACUCAGACUUCCAAGGUUUUCCGCAGGAGUUGAUCCAUCACAGCAAUAG